AUGUGCUCCGACGACGCGCAAGCGCUCCUUGAAAAGUUCACCCAGAAAACCGAUCUUCGCUCAUUCUGCAUCGCCACUAAAACCGACGACAUUUACGUCAACCUUCAUUAUCUUGCCGAGUUGUCCGAGUAUUUCAAUGUUAUCUGUACUAAGGAAUAUUCGGAAAAAUCUGACAACAAAUUAUCGUUGUCGGAUGUGUAUGCCGCGGAUUUGGCAGAUUUCCUUGGAUAUGUGUGCCCUGACAAAUUCACAAUUUCACGCCAAAUUACCGCAUCGAAUGUCUGCACGCUGGCUUACUUUUCUGAUCGUUUCAUGUUUCCACAAGUGCGAGCUGAUGUCAAAGAGUGGUUGGCGACCGAUAAGUUCUUCAAGGACGAUUUGAUUCCACUAGCAACAUUAGUAGAGAUUGGGAUCGUCCUUUACGAGCAAGGAUACAGUAUUGCGGAAAUGGAACCGUUGUUCAAAAAAAUGGGAUUAUUCGAAGAGGAGCGCGUGGUUGAGCUCAUGAAAGAUACUGAUCAGGUUGUUAAGGAGUUUUUGCUCAGCAAAAUUCGCAUAUUCAGACCGUAUAAGUUCAACUCGAGACCCAAUUCAUAUUUCCAUUUGGAAGACUACCGCCGUCGAAUUUUCUUCUAG
This is a messenger RNA of Caenorhabditis bovis, 636 nucleotides long. NCBI's taxonomy places the organism in Eukaryota, Metazoa, Nematoda, Chromadorea, Rhabditida, Rhabditidae. The record is from the annotation of a GenBank genome assembly.